This is a messenger RNA of Symbiodinium sp. CCMP2456, 378 nucleotides long. The record is from the annotation of a GenBank genome assembly. NCBI's taxonomy places the organism in Eukaryota, Dinophyceae, Suessiales, Symbiodiniaceae.
AUGCUUGCCUACGCGCGAGAACGCUUUCCACAGGCUACCUUCGUCCACGAGGACGUGGCAGAAUAUUUGGGCCCAGAGGGUCGCCGCUACGAUCGCGUGGUGUUCAACGCCUGCUUCGGCAACCUGUUCGACCCACCUGCCGUGCUUCGGCACGUAAGUCGCAAUUUGCUUGCAGACGGUGGUCUCAUAGUGAUCAGCCACCCUUUGGGGAGAGACUGGCUGCGUGGAUUGCAGAAGCGGGAUCCCCAAAUGGUGUUGCAUGACCUCCCCGGGCACGCGGAAGUGGAUCGGAUGUUGAAAGAGGUCCCAGAGCUCAGUGUAGAGCUACUGGAAGAUGAGACGGACUACUACUGUCUCGUGCUGAGGCGCCAGGCAUAG